This is a messenger RNA of Doryrhamphus excisus (bluestripe pipefish), 6727 nucleotides long. Lineage: Eukaryota; Metazoa; Chordata; Actinopteri; Syngnathiformes; Syngnathidae. The record is from RefSeq and is a predicted model, not a curated record.
CAAACUUGACGCGCUCCUCGUCCCAGAGAGAAGCACCGAGGCUUCCCCGUCGCACUUUGCCCUCUUGUAUUGACGCUCAACGUGAGGAAGAAGAAGGAGAAGAAGGAGAAGAAGACGAAGAAGUGUUUUUUUGUCGGGGAUCCUUUGGCAUGUCAAGCGGCUGAAAAGGCUGACUUCUUUCCGUGGCCGUCAUGAAGAAGUCGCCGCGACGCUUCGUCGUCUCUCUGUGGACGUUUCUUCAUUUCACCGCCGUCUUGGAGGGCUCCCAUGCACACUGCAACUACGAGUCAUGUCCCAGCAACGUGACGGAACCUUUCAUGAAGACAACAGAAACAGAAGUCACACUCGCUUCACCGCCAAGCUGCAUUUUGUCCGUCGGGGGCAUCUCUGGAAAUGGGCGGCUCUCCGGCCUGACCCCUGGAGCCGUGUACCACAUCUUCCUCAACUGCUCAAGCUGCUGUCAAAAAGUCACCACGAGGCCUCGUCAAGCCACCAAUCUCAUGGUCAACAAUGUGACCACAUCGUCCAUAAGUGUGAGCUGGGCCAAGCCAGACGGGAACUGCUCGUCCUACGUGGUACACUGGAGUGAUGGCAAAGUUCAAGAAGAAGAAAAUGUUGUUACCACAACGAAAGACAUCACCGGCCUGACGGCCGGGACCUUGUACGAUAUAUUUGUAACCGCAGUGGCAGAUGAUGGCGAGACUCAAGGGAGCAACACGACUGUGUCUCAGUACACGAGACCAGGUAUUGUUCGUGACCACUCCGUUCACACCAACACAUCUUCAAUAUCUCUAAACUGGAUCCAGCCUGACGGCCAAGUGUUUACGUACGAGGUGAAGUGGGACAACGGAGGAGAGCGGCUAAUCAGACACACAAGUAACACCUAUGCAACGCUAUCAGACUUGGUCUCCGGCACAACGUACACAAUCACAAUAGUUUCCAUUGCUGGAGACAAGAAGACGGAGGGCGAUCCUUACACAUUCACCAGCGUCACAAAGCCUGCUGUAGUCAGGACUCUGAUGGUCACGGAUGUCACGACAUCAUCCGUAUCUCUGAGUUGGACCGAGCCGCUGGGAAACACAACCUUGUAUAAACUGCAGUGGACUUCAGAGGGGAAGACGGGCAGGGACAACACCUCGGAUAGCACCUUUACCAUCAAAGGUUUAAUCCCUGGACACCGCUACGACAUCACAGUGGCCGCUGUCGCAGGAAAUCCGCCAAACACAGAAGGAGAAGAAACCCCCAAAAGCACCUUUACAAUGCCCGAGAGGCCUGGAAACAUAACAGCUACACCAGGAACUGACAACAUAAGCAUUGUGUGGACCUUGCCUCGACCUGGAAGAGCAGAUAACUACGUGGUGAACAUCUCCAAUGAGAAUGUGUUAUAUUCCUCCAGCAAUACAACAACAGCCCAAACCGCUCAUUUUGGUGGUCUGGAUCCUGGAAGAGUUUAUCUGGUCACGGUCACUGCUGUCGCUGGAGACCAGAAGAACACAUCCCAGCGCGUCUCCUUUGCUACCAUUCCUACACCACCCGCCUCCCCAAAUAUCAGUCACAGGACCAACUCUUCACUUCACCUCAAAUGGGACACUCCCGCCGGGAUGGAGGGUGCGCCUCUCAUCAGUUACCUGGUCACCUACCAAGCCGCAGGGGGUGAAAUGCAAGUGACGAACACCAGCGACGACAGCGUAGUGCUGUCUCAGCUCUCCUCUGGAACGCUGUACAAUAUCCAAGUGGAAACAGUGGGCCCCCAAGGUUUGAUGAGCGGGCUUGUCCAUAUAUCCGGGUACACGGUGCCCAACCCUGUGUGGAACCUUGUGGCCACACCUUUGAACACAACUUCAAUAAAAGUGGCAUGGUCGUACCCGCAGGAAGUAAAAGCGGAAUACACAUACCGUGUUGAAACCUACAGCGCUCAAGGAACGCUUGUGAAAGACGUCAGCGUCAGUGAACGCAGCACUCACGUGCACGGCCUGGAACCAGGAACGAGAUACGACGUCAGUGUCACGACAUUAGCGGCAGCAGGAAGUGAAUCCACAGCAGAGCAGACAUUCACUUACACAAUGCCCGGAGCAGUGACUGGACUCACCGUGAAGGAUGUGAACGCAUCAGCCAUCACGCUGAAGUGGCUCGGGCCGAGUGACCACAAAGACUCCUAUUGCUACGUGCUGACAAUGUCGCAGGGUGACGCAACGCUUGGCAACGCUUCCUCUAAAACAGAAAGCUACACCUUUUCCGGCCUGACCCCCGGAGCACCGUAUGGGUUUCAGGUGUUCACCGUUGUGGAGGGGGUGAAGUCCACAGAGGAACGCACGUUCAGCUACACAAGGCCACUGGCAGUUCCUGACAUCAGUGUGAUCGGGACAACGACAAAUAUGUCUGUGUCCUGGCGUGCCCCAACCGGGCGGGUGGAUUCCUACAGCGUAUUGUUGUACACACACUCCGAGGCAAGUGCACGUACAGGUCUGAGCAACACCACUCGAAACACCAUAUUUGUGGACCUGAAAGCAGGAGUGCUGUACUGUGCGCUGGUGAUGAGUAGAAGCGGACCUUUAGAGAGCAACAGCACCAGCGUCUGCAAUGCAACUUUUCCAAACCCUCCCGGACACGUCGGUGUGGAGUCGCAGACUGUCCAUUCCAUUAACUUCACCUGGACUUUACCAGAUGGUAUGGACCAAAGUCAGUACCGCUUCAGCGUGUCCAGUGCCAGCGGCUCGUCAAUAACCGCAAACAACUGGUUUAUGCUGACCAAGCUUCAAUCUGGAACCCAGAAUUUCAUUUCUGUUCAAACGAUGGCUGCCCUGGCCUAUAAAAGCACAGCCGUGACAGCGUAUCAUUACACGAGACCGUACUCGGUGACCAUGCUCAGAGCGGCAGAAACGAGUACAGAUGCAGUGAUGUUGGUGUGGGAGCAGCCCGAAAGCAAGCCGGACUACUCUUACGUGGUGCACGUCAGCCAGGGAUGGUACAGUCUACCAUCUCAAGUGGUCUCCAGCACCUGGUGCAAUGUCUCCGGCCUCCUCUCUGGCGACAACUACACCUUCAGCGUCUCCACACAGGCAGCAGACGGCACUCUGGCCGCCCCACGGGUCAAGUCGUUCUACACACGACCGUUUGCGAUCACUGAGCUGGAGGCUCACACCGUAAACUCAACAGCGAUACGUCUGAUUUGGACAAAGCCGCCGGAACACAAGCCCGAGUACACGUAUCGGGUGGAGACAUCCCACUGUGGCGCUCACAACAAAACGGUGGAUGAUCAAGUUGCACUGAUCUCUGGACUCCAUCCCGGGACACGGUGCAAUUUCUCUGUUUUUGCCCAAGCAGGGGGUGGCAUCGAGGGGCGAGCACGCCACAUCUCUCAGUACACAAAACCGGAGGCGGUACAACCCAGCAUCUCCAGUCAAGGCUUCAGUACGUCCGUUCUGGUGUGGUGGGUGAGCCCACCUGGCAACAUAGAUCACUACACCGUCCAUCUCAACGGGUCCUCCAGGCCAACGCAGAUGCCGUCCAGCAGCAACUCCGUCCUGUUUGAGGGUCUGUCUGCCGGAAGCCUCUACAGCGCCAUGGUCACGUCCCACAGUGGACCAUUCAAUGCGUCAUCACAGUUGGUCACGAAUGCGACCUUUCCAAACCCACCCGGGCCUCUGGAAGUCCUGACAAAGACCACAAAGUCAAUCCAAGUCAGGUGGUCAGACGCUCCCCUGAUGCCUGAAGGAUCGUUCUACUACCAGCUGACUAGAACGCCGUCCGAGGGACGCGGAUGCGUAAACACGACUAACACCAGUCAUACGUUUGAGCCCCUGCCUUCCGGGACACCCUUCAACAUUUCCAUAACCACCGUGGGGGUGUUGGGCUUUAAGAGUGAAAAGGUCCACUCCUGCUUGGUCACCACAAAACCUCUGAGUGUGAAGUUUCUCAGCACGUCCGAGGCAGAGGAAAACAUCACGGUCGUGUGGACUCGCCCCGAUGAACACAAGGAAGGCUAUGUUUACAACUUGACAUGGCAGGGCUCCGAUUGGCCGAUGAGUGGCAACAGCGUCACCGACCAAACGGUGCAGACCAUCCAAAACCUGGAGCCCGGCAGCAGCUAUAACUUUACUGUCGUCUCGGAGACGCCGGAUGGAACGCAGAGUGGCCCCGCCUCCAUUGCCACAUGCACAGAUGCGAGCCCGGUGAGAAAUGCGACAUGUGAAGGCCCAGACAAAAGAAAUGCAGAAAUCGUCUUGUCCUGGACUCAGCCGAGGGGUCGGUUCCAUGGCUUUCGGAUCACUGUGAAUGACACGGGAAUGAUCAUCGGGACAAUUCCAUGCAACCAGAGCUGUAGCCAAAGCAUCUCCAACCUCAGCCACGCCACGCCAUACCAGCUCGUGGUGGAGACGCUGAGCUGUGGACGACCCGCCGCUCCGGCGUCUCUCCGCUGCAUGACCGGCAUCACAGACCCACCAAUUCCAGUAAAUUACGAGUCACUGACGAGUGUGAACGCCAAACAACACAACCGGUUCACCAUCCAAAUCAACUCCAGCCUCCUGCUGGACACGCAUGGGCCAAUCACUCACUUUGGCGUGCUGCUCACGGAUGACGUCGACGGCGCUGACACGGCUAAUGCGAGCCAGUACUUGGGGAGAACAUACCAACAGUGGCUGGACAAAGACACCCCGGUAUACCUUGCGACGGUCCAGAGGAGGCAGGUCGUGUCACGCCAUCCAGGGACCAAUCUCUUGGUGGACGUAGGAGAUGGUUCCCAGUGGGAGGGCUACACCAAUGGGGCACUUCGUGCCAAUGGGAGAUACCGGUACGCCAUUGUACUGUUCACUCGAUUGAGCGUCCAAGACAGCCUGGUGAAGGCGGGGUCAUCGGGGUCAUCGGGGUCAUCGGGGUCAUCGGGGUCAUCGGGGUCUAUGGCCUCCAUCUCUAAUUUCUAUCCUCCCGUCAAGCUUCCACAGGACCCAGUCGUCAGUGUUGCAGUCGGAGCAACGCUGGGAAUUUUCUGCGCUCUCUUCAUCAUUCUUAUCGGCUUCAUCGUCUACUGGAAGAGGUUAUCCAGUAAAGAAUCAUCAGACAUUCAGAUUCACUCCAUGAGAGGCAGAGUGAGUGCAGCAGUGAGCGUGGAGGACUACGAAGCUUACUACAGGAAGCAAAAAGCAGACUCCAACUGUGGUUUUGCUGAGGAGUUUGAGGACAUAAAGCUUGUGGGUGCGUGUCAGUCCAAAACAAACGCUCUGACACAAGAGAACAAGGCCAAGAAUCGCUACAACAAUGUGCUUCCCUAUGAUUCCUCUCGUGUGAAACUCUCCAUCAUUCACGGGAGCCCCCACGACGACUACAUCAAUGCUAACUACAUGCCGGGUUACAACUCCAGGAAGGAGUUUAUCGCAGCUCAGGGUCCCUUGGCCGGCACUGUCAAGGAUUUUUGGAGGAUGAUAUGGGAGAAGAAUGUGCACACCCUGGUCAUGCUGACACGCUGCAACGAACAGGGAAGAGUGAAAUGUGAGCAGUACUGGCAUUCAGGAAGCAAACACUUUGAAUACAUCUCAGUCACAACAACCUCUGAAAUACCACUUGAUGACUGGACCAUCCGGGACUUUAACAUAAAAAACGUGAAAACGGCAGAGACUCGUUUAGUUCGCCAGUUCCACUUCACAGCCUGGCCUGACCACGGAGUCCCCCAAACCACUGAGCUCCUCAUCAGCUUCAGACACCUGGUCCGAGAGCACAUGAACCAGUAUUCCACUAACUCUCCCACUGUGGUCCACUGCAGUGCCGGGGUGGGCCGCACAGGCACCUUCAUAGCCAUCGAUCGCCUGAUCUUCCAAAUUGAAAUUGACAACAUUGUGGACGUGUACGGAAUCGUGCAUGACCUACGCAUGCACCGCCCCCUCAUGGUGCAGACGGAGGACCAGUAUGUGUUUUUAAACCACUGUGCAAUAGACAUCAUCCGAUCAAGGACGGGAACUAAUGUGGAUCUCAUCUACCAAAACACGGCUGCGCUCUCCAUUUAUGAGAAUGUGGAACCCAAGAAAGUACGGAUGCCACAAUGAAUAUGAAUAAGCCCAGGAAAUAUUACAAAUAUGGAAUAUUGGAGAUAGUAGAAUAAACACCAAAGACCCUACGUCAACGACCAAAUGUUUUCUGUAAGAUAUUUGAAGGAUGUGGCUGUCCACCUGAAUUAUUGUUGAGGCUCAGGUACAUUGGAGACAGUAUGGGUAUUAUUACUGACACUUUUAAAGUGUAAUAAGAAAUGCUCCAUCAUUGGUGGAACUGCAAUGUGGCUUUAUACCAGCAGAUGGCACCCUAGUUGCCAUUGUCUUCCAAUGUAAACAAACAUAAGUGAAUAUAAUAUCAACAUUUUUGAAUGGCUUUGCACUAUCAAAGUUACUUUUGGUUAUUUAUAUGCACAAAUGUCGAUAAUGCACUGGAUGCAUUCAUGUUUUUUUAAUUUCACAUUACACUGCACAAUAAUGUGUUUGUUUGUGCAUUUUCCAUUGGACAGGUACAUUCUUCUGAUUAUUUCAGUGUAAUUAAAGAAGUAUGAAAGCACUUGAGUUUUUAAGAAAAUACAGGAUACAAGUCACAAAGAAUGUGCACAAUGUCUUAAUUAUUAUGAUUUGUUUUAUGAUUUUAUUUUUAUGAUGUGUUCUGAGAUGCUUGCUGGUACAAUGCAAUCCUGUAAACGUUGUUAUUUGUGUGGCAAUGAAGCAAAAUAGGAAGUGGACCUUAUGCUGGUGUA